Molecule: messenger RNA, 741 nt
Organism: Rhagoletis pomonella (apple maggot)
Lineage: Eukaryota; Metazoa; Arthropoda; Insecta; Diptera; Tephritidae
Product: purine nucleoside phosphorylase-like
Exons: 1
Biological process (GO): nucleoside metabolic process
Cellular component (GO): cytoplasm
Molecular function (GO): purine-nucleoside phosphorylase activity
Source: RefSeq, a predicted model, not a curated record
AUUCUAUAUAUAUUUCUAUCACACACGAUAUUUAAUUUACCCCCUUUUUCUCUUUUCAGCUACUCCUACGAAUUAAUUAAAGAGAUCGCUGAUUUCUUUUUGGAGCGCACCACCAUUCGUCCCAAGGUUGGCAUAAUUUGCGGUUCGGGUCUCAACUCGCUGGCCGACCACAUCACAGACACGCAAGCCUUCGACUACAAGGACAUCCCGCAUUUUCCUGUCUCUACAGUUGAGGGUCAUGUGGGUCGCAUGAUUUUUGGCUAUCUAGAAGGCAUGCCUGUGGUGGCCAUGCAAGGUCGCUUCCACAACUACGAAGGUUAUCCGCUAACCAAGUGUUCUAUGCCUGUGCGCGUCAUGAAGUUAGUCGGAAUUGAAUAUCUUUUUGUAACAAAUGCUGCGGGCGGUCUAAAUCCCAAGUACAAGGUCGGCGAUAUCGUCAUCGUGCGUGAUCACAUCAAUAUCAUGGGCAUUGCUGGCAAUUCACCACUGCAAGGACCCAACGAUCCACGUUUCGGUCCCCGUUUCCCGCCCAUGAAAAAUGCCUACGAUCGUCAUUUGGUAGGCAAGGCGCGAAAGGUUGUACGUGAGAUGGGCAUUGAAAAUGAUGUGCACGAGGGUGUCUUGAUUUGCUUGGGUGGACCUAACUAUGAAACGGUAGCAGAACUGAAAAUGUUACGCAUCAUGGGCGUCGAUGCAGUAGGCAUGUCCACCGUGCACGAAGUGAUAACCGCCAGGCAUUGU